AGAAAACGUCAUCUUUACGUCUUCCGUGAUUGGUUAUUAGCAUAUGACACCGCCCACGAUUCAGGAAAAGACCAGAAGAAGUCAACAUGAGUGCUCGUUUGAAGGUGAGGAUAACAUUUAUUACUAUUAUUGAAGAAAACACUAACAUAAGACAUUGUGAAUUGCAUAUUCCUUUGUUUGUUUCGUUUAAAAAAUACGUGUUUCUUUUGAUAACAAUUAAAAUUCAGGGAAAUCGAACGUACAGCCACUUUAGCUGAAGUCACAGCUGUCACGAUGGGGAAAUUACAAAUGUUGAUUUUCUUUAUAAAUGCAGGUGCUGAGCGUGUUUAAAUCGCUGCACAGAACAAGGCUGGCUGUUUUCAAAGAUGACAAUAAAGCACUAGCUGGUGAGUGAUAUAUGAGUGUGAUUUUUCUAAAACAGGAGAGUAUCCUGGUCCAUAGUCUUUACUAAACCGUAAUAAUUUACUAUUUUUCCUUAACAAUUCACUAUUUUUUCCUUAAUAAUUCACUCUGUUUCCUUCCCCAAAGCUGCAAGAUUAAAGAUCAACGAGGAGUUUCGCAAAAAUAAAGAUGAAACUUCAGAGGAAAACAUCCAGAAGGUACAGUGAAAGAUAACAAUCCAAGUCGAACAUAUAGAAUCAUGGCUUAACCAAAAAGGGUCUCACCUAUGGGUCAAAAGAGUGCUAGAAGUCAUAAAGUGAGAUAUAAAUUACUCCAUCUUUUGGGCAGUAGGGGGUUCCGUCAUGGUGUUUCAUUUCUUUCCAUAUGUGACUACAAAUCCCAAACCUAGUACAAUUUUUAUACUUUGAGGAUUGAAGCCUUUCUCUGUAUUUUGUUUCUCUUUAUUUAAGUUUUGGUCCAGAAUAAUUGAUCUACAGUAAACUGGCUAGAGUAACUAACACUAACGUUGAUAAGGAGAUUUAAAGUUCAUGUCAAGAUACUUCUUGAUGUAGUUGUAACAGGAUUUAUUUGAAAAAAUAAUGUAUGUAAAUAAUAAUACUUUUUGCACUGUAGCACAGUUACUCUAAGGACUAUAGGGUUAAGUUUUAUGGAUUGUUAAAGCAAUUUAAAGUUAAAAAAAAAAAGGAUCUGGUGGGAUGAAGGUUAAUAUUACAAAAACUAAUACAGCUCUUUAUAAACAGUUGUAACAGGAUGUAUUUGAAAAAAUAAUGUAAGUAAUAAUACUUUUUGCACUCAAGCACAGUUACUAUAGAAAUAAUCUGCAAUGUAAUAUAAAUUCUGUUAAACAAAAAAUGUUUGAGAAGCACGAAGAUCAGUGGAAACAGGAUAUAUGGAAGAAACCAAAGCUCAGAAAUUAUGUUCAGUUCAAGAAGAAUUAUUUUACAGAACCUUAUAUUUUCCUUAAUUUAAAGAGAAGACAGAGAUCUCUCUGUGCUCAGUUGAGAACAGGUACCUUACCUCUGGCAGAAGAAGUGGGACGAUUUAAAGGCUUACCGGAAGAAGCACGUUUGUGUGAAUUCUGUGAUUUACAGGUGGUUGAGGAUGAAUUUCAUUUUGUUUUCAAUUGUCCCUUAUAUGUUGACUUAAGGACUGUCAUUUUUGAAUCAAUUCAGUUUAAAAAUCCUGAUUUAUUUUGGAAGAGUGAAGGUGAGAUUUUGGGUUGGUUGGUUGUUUGAAAAGGAUGUUUUUGUUUUGGCAAAAUUUGUUAAAAAGGCUUGGCAUAUGCGGCAAAGUAUUUUGUACCCUGUAGGAUGAACUUUUUUGUUUUUCUUUCAUUAUAAAUAAAAAAUAAAAAAAAUAAAAUUAUUAAAAAAAUCAAUAAAAUUAUCAAAUCAAAUCAAAAUAAGGACUGUUGAUUGUUUUGCGUUUUUCAAGCACAACAGCACUUUAGUAUGUGUAGUAUGUUGCUAUAUAAAGUCAACCCUUUUGUUUGUGCCCAGGGAUUCAGUGUGUCCAUCUCAUCAUCUGUUUGUUUUACAGAUGAUCAAAAUGGGCUCAGAUGUGGAAAUUGUUCUUCGAGAGACGGUGCUACAAAUGGAACAUGUUGGAGAACAGAGACUUUGUACGUUGUUGCUUUUCUCGUUCUUGCCUUGUCCUUUUGGAAUGUACAGAAAAGUAACAUAUGUAUGUAAAUGAAAUAGACUAGAAAUCUUUUUUUACUUGACUAAAUAAAUAAAUGAAUGAUGUUACAUUGUUUUAUGUACUUAAGUUUUCCUUUUCUCCCGUAGUGCUUCGACCCAGAGAGCACCUCCUACUCGAAAAUGUACCCUAUUGUGACCAGCCAAGGAAAAGGUCAUGACAGCUCAUCCAAUAACACCCUUUUCAUAAAGAAAGAGAUUUACUGUAAAAUAUUGCCAUCAGUUUGCAUCUAAAGGGAUUUUCCUAAAACAACUGUAAUGCUGUUUUCCAUAACGGAGACCCUUUUUUAAGAUCAUCUGAACAUUGAAAGGAGACUGAUCAGUCACUGAAGAUCUCAACUGCUCUGCUAUGAAAUUCUGUAAAUUAAAUGGCAUGGUUUUGUGUACAGUAUUUAACAAAUAUGACUGAAAGAGUCUGAGGUUCAAAUGGGAGUUUGCUUAUUUCUCAGCAGUGUAUGUUUGAGUCAUGUGAAAGUUACUGUGGAGUGAAUGAAAACAUUAAGUUUCAUGUCUAAUAAAUAAAGAGGUGUAUUCCAAAAGUGA
Messenger RNA from Xyrichtys novacula (pearly razorfish), 2642 nucleotides. The record is from the annotation of a GenBank genome assembly. NCBI's taxonomy places the organism in Eukaryota, Metazoa, Chordata, Actinopteri, Labriformes, Labridae.